Messenger RNA from Penicillium concentricum, 2040 nucleotides. RefSeq lists its product as uncharacterized. Bases 1 to 2040 code for a protein of 679 amino acids. Lineage: Eukaryota; Fungi; Ascomycota; Eurotiomycetes; Eurotiales; Aspergillaceae. The transcript has 3 exons. The record is from RefSeq and is a predicted model, not a curated record. Gene Ontology annotation, cellular component: cytosol. Gene Ontology annotation, biological process: lipid metabolic process. Gene Ontology annotation, molecular function: acetoacetate-CoA ligase activity.
AUGAUAAACCCAACGAAGAGCGACACCCUCAGGGCUCGUCCCAUCUGGGAGCCUACCGUCCCCCAAGACCAAAUACCCAUGAAUAUCUAUCGUGAGCACAUCAACAAGAAAUUCAAUCAGCAGCUUCGCUCCUCCCAUGAUCUGCACCAAUGGUCUGUUGAAAAUAUGCAAGAAUUCUGGACGGAUCUCCAUGGCUAUACGGGAAUCAUCCCGCCAUUGCCUCCGACAGUAACAUCCGCAUUUGAUCCUACCACGCCAAUGGACAAGAUUCCCAAAUUCUUCAGCGGAGCAACUGUCAACUACGCGGAAAAUGUUGUGUCUGGCUGGGACUUGAACAAGACAGCUCUUGUUGGAGUUCGAGAGGGCCAGGAUUUAAGUGGGGAGGUAUGGACAUGGGGAUUGUUGAGGGAGAAUGUCCGAAAGGCAAGGAGUGCUUUGCUCCAGCUCGGUGUUAAGGAAGGAGAUCGAGUUGCUGCUAUCAUCUCAAACAGCGUCUGGUCGAUAGGUAUGUUCCUGGCCACUGCUAGUAUCGGCGCGAUUUGGACCAGUAUCGCACCGGAUUUGGGUGAAGAGGGCUGUGUGUCACGGUUGCAACAAGUCGCUCCACGAAUUCUCUUUGCAGAUGGCGAGUCUACCUACAAGGGGAAAAUGCGAUCGAACGUUGUUAAGAUUCAGAGCAUCGUAAAGGCAUUACGCUCAAAGCCACAGGUGUUUUUAAUCCCUAUCACCGGCGCCCAUGAGCCGGUAUUCCCGGGGCUCGAUCAAUUCUUGGCAAUGUCGAGGGAUGAGGACAUGCUUGAGUUCAAGAGGGUGUCUUUCUCUCAUCCACUCUACAUCCUAUACACUAGCGGCACCACCGGACAACCAAAGUGCCUGGUGCACAGCCAUAGUGUUAUUCUGCAGCACAAGAAGACAUCCAUACUGCACAACUCUUUGACAUCGGACGAUGUUGUUUUCCAGUACAGCAGUACCUCAUGGGUCCUGUGGAAUAUCAUGGUUGGUCACUUCUCCGUAGGCCCGACUCUGAUUCUAUAUGACGGAUCUCCAUUGUGGCCCAGUGCCAAGGGACUGGCAAAAAUCACGGAGUACCACAAAGUCUCAUACUGGGGCUGCUCUCCUCGCUAUCUGCAGGAGCUCGAGAUGACCGGCUGCAUCCCAAAGAACGAGUUCGAUCUCUCGUCCCUCAGAAUGGUGCAGACGGGUGGCUCUCAUCUGGGCGAAGACCAAUACCACUGGUUUUACCGCGCAUUCCCUUCGAGUGUUCAUCUCACCAGUGUAACAGGGGCAACGGACUUGGCGACUUCUUGGAUUGGGACUGACCCUGCAGGUCCACUGUAUCCUGGAGAGAUCCAGCUUCCUAUGCUUGGACAUGAUGUGGACAUUGCCGAUCCUGCCACAGGAGAUUCCAUUAAGACGACUGGAAAGAAUGGCGAGUUUGUCUGUCGCAAACCAUUCCCAUCAAUGCCAGUGUUCUUCUGGGGCGAUGAAGACGGAUCGAAAUACAAGAGCGCAUAUUUCGAGAAAUUUGAAAAUUGCUGGGCUCAGCACGACUGGGCGAGUUAUAAUCCAAAAACGAAAGGUUGGCAGAUUCACGGAAGGAGUGAUGGUGUCCUGAAUCCACAGGGAAUUCGCUUCGGGUCGUCGGACAUAUACUCGAUCACCGAAUCGGCUCCUUUCAACUCGGACAUCUCAGCCACUCUCUGUGUCGGGCGUCGACGAUCGCAUGACUCUGAUGAAGUUGUGUUUUUGUUCGUUGUCAUGCAGUCUGGAAAGCCGUUUACAGCCCAACUUGCUGUGGAGCUCAAGGAUGCAAUUCGCAAAGGCUUGAGCAGUAAGCAUGUUCCUCGCUUCGUGAUUGGGGUCAAAGAGUUCCCUAUGACGGUGAACGGUAAAAAGAUUGAGACAUUGGUGAAGCAGGUCAUUUCGUCUGGCCAGCUUCCCAAGACUAUCAGCAGUACCGUUGCAAAUCCCGGGUGUCUGGAUCACUUCAGGCAGUAUUGUGAGCUCGAGGUACAAAAGGUCAAUAGGAGUAGGCUAUAG